Molecule: messenger RNA, 3403 nt
Organism: Hylaeus volcanicus
Lineage: Eukaryota; Metazoa; Arthropoda; Insecta; Hymenoptera; Colletidae
Product: synaptic vesicle glycoprotein 2C-like
Exons: 10
Coding region: 122-1711 (529 amino acids)
Biological process (GO): transmembrane transport
Cellular component (GO): membrane
Molecular function (GO): transmembrane transporter activity
Source: RefSeq, a predicted model, not a curated record
AUCGCGUGGACGUUUUCCACUUGGGAUCGUCGGCGUCGAUUCUGCUCGGUUUUCGCGCUCAGUAGUCGCGGCAGACUUUGACAGGCCACAAGUAUAGUGCGUUUACGGGCGUCUUGGCGACAUGGUCAAUCAGAUCACCUCUCUGUCUUUCUCUGUUGAAAACAGUCAUGGCAACAAGGAAGGCGCAGCAGACUUCGAGAAGGCUAUCAAACUUUGCGGAUAUGGAAAGUUCCACUACAGUUUCCUGCUCCUCUGUGGCGCGAUGUUUAUCUGCGUUGGUUGUGAAAAUGGCAUAAACGCGUACAUCCUGCCAUCCGCAGAAUGCGAUCUGAAAUUGUCAUCCGAGCAAAAGGGUCUGCUGAACGUCUCCUUCCUAGUGGGAGGAGUGAUCAGUGCCCUGUUCUGGGGAGUGUUUGCGGAUGCCUAUGGCAGAAGAUACAUUCUUCUCCUUACCAUGCUGUUCGAUAGCAUUUUAACAAUUGGAGGGAGUCUUUCGCAAAGCUUUAAGGUCCUGCUAAUUUUCAGAGGUCUCAGUGGAUUCUUCAUUGGUGCCCCUGGAUCGCUGAUCUACACGUACCUUGGCGAAUUCCACGCGGAGAAACAGAGGGUAAAAUCGAUCUGCUACGUUGGAUUCUUUUGGACUCUUUCCUGGCUGAUCCUACCUGGUUUGGCAUGGAUAAUCAUACCAAUGCCAAUAUCCCUUCAAUUCCAUGGCAUCGUGUUCAAUUCUUGGCGACUUUUCCUGGCUAUCAUUGGAUUGCCGACCUUAAUGGUCACUCUGAUAGCCACCAGGUACCCAGAGAGUCCUAAAUUUCUAAUCUCUCAAGGCAAAACGGAGGAAGCCCUGGCGAUUUUACGAAAAAUCUAUGCGAUAAACACUGGUCACCACGAGGACGAGUACCCUGUAAAAAUCUUGUUAUUCGACGACAGUGCGAAUAUUAAUAGCGGCAAGACAAACUUCUCUGGAUCUGGAGUGUUGACGAUGUUGCUGAAGAAUAUUUGGCUGCAAAUGCGUUCACUUGCGUCGCCGCCAUUGCUGCAGUAUGCGCUUCUGACUUGGGCCAUUUACUUCACGAAUAUGUUUGGGUAUUACGGAUUAGGUCUGUGGCUGCCAGAGUUGUUCAAUCGUUUCGAAAACUACCACAAUCUCCACCCGAACCGAACCGUGAGCGUUUGCAGACUAAUGCACGAAACUGAUCUGCAAAAUGUUACGACACCUUCCCCGAGCGUUAUGGUCGAGUCAGCGAGUGCCAUUGCUUGCAGUCCCAACAUGGACGAAAUGGUGUUUAUCAAUUCGUUGACCAUCAAUGCAUUCUGCCUGCUAGGGAACAUCGCGUCUGGUUACCUGGCCAAUCGCGUUGGUCGACGAACAAUUCCAGUGACAACGAUGUUGCUGGCUGGCGCAUUCGGUUUCGGCAUCUACUUCGUGAGGUCCUCGUUGCAGAUACUGAUGGUAACCUGCGUGUUCUCGUUGACAAUAGUCACCGCGAAUUUCGUAAUGGGGAGCAUCGUGGUCGACAUAUUUCCAACCCACGUGGGCGCAGUCGCCAUGUGCAUGAUGACCUUCUUCGGCAGAGUAGGUGCCAUCGCCAGCAAUUUGGCUUUUGGAAUGCUGCUCGACAUUAGCUGCGAAGUGCCCAUUUUCCUGGUUGGCAGUCUAGUCAUCCUUGGAGGAUUACUAGCACUCAUGCUUCCAAGGAAAAAGAGUUGAACAAUCAUGGACCAAGAGUAAAGGAGCGAAGAAGUAAUUGUAUGCUUACCGCGAUGUGCGACGAUCGGUCAUUCCAUAUCAUUUCCACAUAUGUGUCGCGGGUGUUGAUCACCUUAGAAAUAGUUUUUAGUUUUAAAUGUCAUCAUCGUCGAAUUACACGAUGUUAGAAAGAUUCGUGUAAUUGUCGGAUUAGGGAGACAAAGAAUAUUUGGACGAUUCAAUCGUUUGCGGAACUGACGAUAUUAUUCAUUCAUAAUUUAUCAUAAACAUUACCUAUUUAAAAUACGAAGACUAACGAGUACCGAAAGUAGUGAAAUUCAUGUUGUAUUAUUCUGUUGGACAAACAGGAUUUCAUAUGUUUCAAUCACAUUGACUAGCAUUUUCAUAAGCUUCCUAUACGUAUAUGUAUAUUAUCGUUAUUAGAAUAGUGAACAUUCUAAUACAUUUCUUCAGUAUUUUAAAGUUCAACAUAAAUCGAAAACUGUAUUUUGAUUAAGUGGUAUACACCUACCUCGUAAAUACGUAGAUCUCUUGUUGCUUCUACGUUUGCUCGAUCUCCUUUACAAAUUGUUCUUUUAUUAGACUAAUAGGCAAAAUUCUUAACGAAUCAAAUUUGAACGAUAAGAGCGAAGUAAACUAAGAUAGGUACAACUUAUUAGUUCUCACCACGUAGCCUUUAUUUCCAUAGGAUUAUAUGCCAAUUAGUUGAAUGCGAGGUGUUUAGAAUCAAUCUUGUAUAUUUAGCUGUUCACGUAAAAUAUCGAAUUAUUCCGAAGUCUGGUAUCCUGGUAUUUUGAGCGUGAGAUGUUAAUUUUGGAUGUAUGAGAACAUGAUGUACUGUAUUUAUAGAAAUAGGUCAUGUAAAUCGUCCUGUGACAGUGUAAAUGCGAAUGCACGUUAUGUGAGAAACUAGACGACCAUACAAAUGCAACACUUAUUACGAAAAUAAUAAAUUUUCUAAACAAAUCAAGUGUCUAUCACUGGAAACCGAAUAGUCCACCAUAAUCCAACCUUUUCAAUUACAUAGUAUGAUAUUCUGAAUUUGUAUCGAAUGAUUUCUCACUUGUGUACGUAUUGCAAGUCUCUAACGAAAAACUCUUUAUUCAUAGAUCCGAAUAAAUAUAAUAAAUCGGGUGAUCAGGAAGUAAGGUAAAUGACUGAACCACGUACAAAUUUUUAUGGUCGUAUAUUUCUUUCUUUCGUAAAAAUGAAAAGUUAGGGCUCCCUUGCAGUUCGAUACAGUACGUAUCGUCACUCUGUUCAUUACUGAAUACAAUUAUAUCGAAAGAAUCGACGUUGCAGAUUGUUGCGUUCACCCAGAGUUUCGCUACGAUUCCUAAUUUCACCUAUGUAUGCACGAGCACGGUACUAUUGUAGAUACCUGACGACUAUAACUGCGGUUGUGGAUCUUUGGGAGAGGUGAGAAGUCUGACUUUGUCGAAGACUGUCUUGACGUUCUGUUUCCUGAGGAUUCUGUCAAUGCAGCGUAUAGUAGAAAAGGAAGGGAUUUCCUCUCUUCGUUCAUGUUUCUGUCGUGCUCAGAAGCCUCGGUCAGUACCGAUAAUAAACGUUGAUAAUCGAGAUUUACAAUGAAUCAAUCCAAGAGGCUACAAAUCGAACAUUACCACGUAAUAUCUGCAAAGGAAACUCUCAUUUUCAUUUAAAUUCUCUUAAUAAAUUACAUUAAUCCUU